CAGAUACAAGUGAAGAAGAAGACUCAAACCAGUUUGAGAUAGAGUCUGAAAUGAAUAAAAGUAGAUCAGGUUUUAACAUUAAUAAUGAAACUUUUGUAACAAAAAAUAUUUCAGCUUUACUUAAAUGA
Molecule: messenger RNA, 128 nt
Organism: Cetraspora pellucida
Lineage: Eukaryota; Fungi; Glomeromycota; Glomeromycetes; Diversisporales; Gigasporaceae
Source: the annotation of a GenBank genome assembly